CCUAGUUCUUCCUCUCCACACGUUGUUGCUAGGGAAUGUGGAGGAGCGAUCGAUGGCGCUCUCGUCUCCGCCUCCUGCCGCUGCUCGCGUGAUCAGACCAGGUGGGAAUUUGCUGCAAGGCGCUCGCUGGAGGAGCUCGAUUGAUCGACCAUUGUUACAAGGAGGUAUCACGAGGAGGAUUUUCAUCGAUUUACCCUUGGUAGCCGCCGGAUUGCUGCUGUGUAGGGCUGCUUACGCCGAUACAAUGGCUCCACAUUAUAGAGGCCUCGAGAGGCUGCCUUUCAAAAAGGAAGGAUACAACUUCUGGAAAUGGAAAACACACCGAAUUCAUUACGUUGUCGAGGGCCAAGGAGCUCCUGUUCUGCUGGUGCACGGUUUUGGAGCGUCAGCUUUUCACUGGAGGUACAACAUUCCAGAGCUGGCAAAGUAUUUCAAAGUGUAUGCAAUGGACUUGCUGGGAUUUGGACUGAGUGACAAAGCUCUUGUUGAGUAUGAUCCAUUUCUGUGGAGAGAACAAGUAGCCGCUUUUGCUCGGGAAGUUGUCCAAGAGCCUGUGGUGCUUGUGGGAAACAGCAUUGGUGGAUUUACAGUGCUUCACACAGCUUCAGUUUAUCCUGAACUCGUCUCUGGCGUGGUUCUUCUAAAUUCAUCAGGACAGUUUGAAAGUGAACUGAAAGAGAAGAAAGCGAAACCUGUUGUGGAAGAAACAGCACUAAGGAGACUAAUCAAUCCUAUCCAAGAAUGGGGAAGACGAUGGUUAGUUUUCCUGACAUUCUGGCAAGCCAAACAGCCUUCUCGAAUCCGCUCAGUUCUACAAAACGUGUACAAGGACAACGAGAACGUGGAUGACUAUCUUGUGGAGUCGAUCGUUUUACCAACAAAGGACCCCAACGCAGCUGAAGUCUACUACAGGAUGAUGUCGAGCUUUAUGCUCAGGCCCUCGACGCUGACCAUGGACUCGCUACUAUCCAAUCUCUCGUGUCCACUUCUACUUUUAUGGGGAGUGUUGGAUCCCUGGGUUGGUCCUGGAAAAGCAGAGAAGAUCAGAGCCUUCUACAAAGAUACUACGGUUGUGACUUUGGAAGCUGGGCAUUGUCCACACGACGAAGCCCCGGGAGAGGUGAACAAGGCUCUGGUAGAGUGGAUAUCGGCAAAAGUAUCGAACAGAGCCUAGUGAGCUUACUAAAUUGAAUAUUUCUUACUUUGGGCCUGUU
Messenger RNA from Selaginella moellendorffii, 1214 nucleotides. RefSeq names its product pheophytinase, chloroplastic. Gene Ontology annotation, cellular component: chloroplast. The coding region runs from base 53 to 1174 and encodes 373 amino acids. The transcript is spliced from 6 exons. NCBI's taxonomy places the organism in Eukaryota, Viridiplantae, Streptophyta, Lycopodiopsida, Selaginellales, Selaginellaceae. The record is from RefSeq and is a predicted model, not a curated record.